Molecule: messenger RNA, 2580 nt
Organism: Theobroma umbraticum
Lineage: Eukaryota; Viridiplantae; Streptophyta; Magnoliopsida; Malvales; Malvaceae
Biological process (GO): protein phosphorylation
Molecular function (GO): protein kinase activity; protein binding; ATP binding
Source: RefSeq, a predicted model, not a curated record
AGCUGAUCUCGUGUAAAAGAUGUUCUCGCGGUUGAGCAAAAACAGAAGUGGACCACACCAUGAAUUUUUUGUGUAAGCAUCGAAAUUCCACUCUCUGUAUCUAUAUUCAUGGUCAUCACUCUUCUCUUUUAGAAGACCUUGACUCAGGAAAUAAACAUCUUUAAAUUUCGCUGCACUGGGAAUUAACAAGCAACAACAAGAACUUGCCAUAUAUGAUGAACUUAAACAUGAGCUUAGCUAUUACAACUCUGAUGGUAUGGAUUACUACCGUCCUUCCUUCCUAUGUUGCAUCUCAAGUUACCGCAACUACCUCAGCAACAGCAUUGUCACUGGAACAAGAAGCGAAGGCUAUACUCCAGAGUGGUUGGUGGAGUAGCUACAGCAACGACACUUUGCAGCGUUGCAACUGGACAGGUAUCUCAUGCAACGAUGCUGGAAGCGUCAUCGAAAUUAACCCACCUUCUGACGUUAUUAAGGUUGGUGAUAAAUUCAAGAAUAUGGACUUCUCUUCCUUUCCAAAUCUUGUUUUUCUUAGUCUUAAUCGUCAUGAACUCAAUGGGACCACGGAGGAUUUUGUGAUCAACAUAAGUAGUCUGUCAAGAUUAACGCAUAUCAACUUGUUCUCGAAUUAUUUAUAUGGUAGGUUAUCUCCUCGGCUUGGCAAUUUCACCCGAUUAGAGUAUCUUGAUUUUUCUUCUAACCAAAUCAAUGGAUCCAUCCCAGUCGAAAUUGGAAAGUUAAAGAAUUUGGUGACUCUCGAUCUAUCUGAUAAUAAGUUAUUUGGUUCAAUUCCUUCUACUCUAGGUAAGUUAACCAAUUUAGAGACCCUGUAUUUGUUUUGUAACUCACUUAAUGGUUCCAUUCCUUCCACUCUAGGUGACUUAACCAAUUUAGAGAUCCUAUAUUUGUCUUAUAACUACCUUGAUGGUUCGAUUCCUUCCACUCUAGGUAAGUUAACAAAACUGCAAUCUAUUCAGCUUACCGCAAAUCUAAUCCAAGGUUCCAUACCCAAGGAAAUUGGAGACUUGGAAGCACUAACUUCAUUGCAGCUCUCUCAAAAUCUAUUGAGUGGACCCAUUCCGCAUCAAAUUGGCAAUUGCUUCAAGUUAAAACUGUUGAACUUAAGCAACAACAAUUUACAAGGGCUCAUUCCUAAUCAAAUCAGCAAUAUUUCGUCACUAGACCGAGUAGAUCUUAGAAACAAUGAUUUCUCGGGUGUUGUUCCUUAUAAUUUUCUUGAAGCAAUGUAUCAUCACCCAAAUAUUAGCUGUUAUAGAAUAGAUGCUGAGAUAUUUGGUGGCCACAAAAAUUUAGCAACCUACUCCUGUUCUCCAGUGAAGAAGAGUUACAAUCUCCAAAUAUUUCUACCCCUUGCCUCGUUCGUUGCUCUCUUUCUUCUCGGGUGUUUAUUAUUAUUGUGGAGGCAUAAGGUAAAGGUCAACCCAACCAGUGUACUACAAGCCACUAAGAAUGGAGACCCGUUCUCGAUGUGGAACUACGAUGGAAAGAUUGCUUAUGAAGACAUCAUAGCAGCAACAAAUGAUUUUGACGUUCGAUACUGCAUUGGAACUGGUGGUUAUGGAAGUGUCUACAGGGCACAGCUACCGAGUGGCAAAGUAGUUGCCUUGAAGAAGCUUCAUCGUCUUGAAGCUGAGGAACCGGCUUUCGAUAGGAGUUUUAGAAAUGAGAUCAAAUUCUUAACAGAAGUUCGACAUCGAAACAUUGUGAAACUGCAUGGGUAUUGUCUACACAAACGAUGCAUGUUUUUGAUUUAUGAAUACAUGGAAAGGGGAAGCUUGUUUUUCAUGCUAAGUGAUGAUGUUCAAGCUGUGGAAUUGGAUUGGGCAAAAAGAGUGAACAUUAUCAACAGCACGGCUUAUGCUUUAUCUUACUUGCAUUUUGAGUGCACACCAAUAAUAGUUCACCGAGACAUCUCAAGUAACAACAUUCUGUUAAACUCGGACUUGGAGGCUUUUGUCUCUGACUUUGGGACUGCCAGAAUCAUAGAUCCUGAUUCUUCAAAUCAAACAAGGAUUGUUGGCACUUAUGGCUAUGUAGCUCCAGAACUUGCCUACACAAUGGUUGUAACUGAAAAAUGUGAUGUUUAUAGUUUUGGAGUUUUGGCAUUGGAAACGUUGGCUGGAAAGCAUCCUGCUGAAAUUUUGUCUUUGUUGUCAGCACCAUCUUCUUUGCAAAAUAUGAUGUUAAUUGAUGUGUUAGAUCCACGUCUCUCACCUCCAACAAGCCAGCUAGUCGCACAGAAUAUUGUUCAUGUAGCUACCAUAGCAUUCGCAUGUCUGCAAGCUGAUCCAAAAUUACGGCCAACAAUGAAACAUGUCUCACAAAUGUUCCUUUCUUGUCAAAGAUCAUUAAGCAACCCCCUCCGAACAAUCUCUUUGCUGCAACUUGUGAACUGUGGAAUGCAUAUGGAAGGAUCAUGUCAAGCUCCAAAAUGAUACUGCCAUUAUUAGGACAAGUGUCUUGUUGUUUUUGUAAACUGAUUAAUAGGAUGCAUUUCUGGUUUCAACCUUUUCUUUUCUAUCUUUGGUCCUUACUUUUUGAUAUUUCCUCUUUCAUAUU